Molecule: messenger RNA, 1119 nt
Organism: Meyerozyma guilliermondii ATCC 6260
Lineage: Eukaryota; Fungi; Ascomycota; Pichiomycetes; Serinales; Debaryomycetaceae
Exons: 1
Coding region: 1-1119 (372 amino acids)
Source: RefSeq, a predicted model, not a curated record
AUGGUGCUUAAAGACUCCAAAUGGGACCGCAAAGCCAAAUCACAGUACCUCCGUAAACACGGGCUCAAUAAAUCAAAGGAAGAAGCCGUCAUAAGGCCCAAAUGGAGCUCCAAAAAAGAGGUUGCAAAGAAGGUUCCUCUUCUUGAAGACUCUGAUGAUUCCGACGACGAGUUCCUAAAGCUCCAUUACCCACAACUCGGCGAAGAGCUCACCAAGGAACAGAAGGAAAAAGUCAAAAAACAGAUUCUUGUGGAUCUUCAAAACGAGGUAAAUGACAUCUCUGAUCAUGAACCAACCGAAAAUAACAGUGAACAUGGACGCGGCGGCGAGGCAAUAGAUGGCAUAUAUUUAGGCUCAGACGAAGCCAAGCAACAAUUUAUGGAGAAGAAUUCUGAAACUUCACGGCUCGAUGAGUUCAUCUCCCAUGAUAUGGCUGGCGCCGAUGUCAGCGUCAUACCCAAAAAGAACCGAAAACUACUUAAAAAUAAACUUUCAGAGGAUCUCCUUCUGGAAUAUGGUCUAGAGGAUUACAAGCAAAUAGUAAACAAUGACCAGGAUUACUCAAAACCGUUCAUGGAGAAGCAGCUGCAGCGGAACAUCGAUAGAAUUUCCGACGAAGAUCUCAUUGGUUUUGAGAUCGGACAAGACUCUAUCGCCUCUAGAAAGAGCCACAACACCAAGAAUAAUGUGACCGAGCUUACGGACGAAGAAAAGAAAGAAAUGCACGAGAGAUUGAUAGCGUCGGAGCAGGCUAGACUUCACCGCCAAAUGAAAGAAAAAUUUGGAAAAACCGCUAACAAGGCUCCUACCUUGGAAAUCAACAAUAUCAACGAAAACGACCCACAACAGAUGCAAAUGCUCAAUUCUCGGCUUACACACCUGGGGAAUGACGAAGGGAAUGUCGACGACGAGUUGGACUUGCUUCUAGGUGAAAAUUCGAAAUCUAAAAGUGAAACCGACAAAACAAAGAUCGCAGGUUCGACUGACAUCGACGACUUUCUCUCCAGCUUAACUGUCAAUGAUAGCAAAACCGGCAAAACCAGUUCUGUUGUUCCAAAAAAAAGAGUGUAUAAACCGUCACAAAGCGACGACAAGUUUCUUGAUGAAUUGUUGGGAUAA